AUGGUAUCCCAUGGAAAUAUCAUCCAUGCCACCCUAGGAGUGAUGGUACACUCCAUGAAAAUAGAUAAAAUCCAAGAGCCACCUGUAUGGGACACCCCUGAUGGGCUUCAAGUCUACUUCUCUGUCCUUCCUGUCUACCACUUGUAUGGCCUGUACAUGACCAGUUUUUUAAACUUCAUCAAAUGCUCUACAAUAUAUCCUGAAGCAACAGUGCUGCACACCUCCCACCUGAACUUGCUGCCCAGCUUUGUGCCUGUUUCCCAAGCAUGGAAAGAAUUACCUCAGGUUAUGGUUUGUCCGAAUUUGCAGACAGUGGUGACCAUGAACCCCUUGCCUGGCAUGCUCGAUGGAUGGGCCAAGAACAAACCUGGCUCAGCCAGAAUUCUGGUCUCCAGUGUCACAGCUCACAUUCUCCAUCCCAAUGGAUCUCUUGUGGGUCCAAAUGAGGCAGGUGAACUCCAUGUACAUGGAGGCACCGCGAUGCUGGGAUACAAGGCAAAUAUCAAGGCAACACAGGAGAUAUUCAUCAAUGGGUGGCUGCAUAUGGGUGACCAGAUGCGGAUUGAUGAGGAUGGAGACACACUCAAAAUUUUGGGGAUGCAAGUUUCCCCUGUUGAAAUCGAGAACACGCUUCUAGCGCAGCCCGACAAGCUCAUCACUGAUACACAGCUAAGUCGGUAUAAGUGGUUGAGGGGGGGAAUUGUGUGUGUGGAGAUGAUUCCAAAGUCGCCAACCAGAAAAGUGUUGAAGUGGGUGCUUGUGGAUGAGUAUGCAAGGGAUGGGAAGGUGAAGGCAAAGGCAAAGGCAAGAUUGUGA
Suillus subaureus is the source of this 816-nucleotide messenger RNA. RefSeq lists its product as uncharacterized. The record is from RefSeq and is a predicted model, not a curated record. The coding region runs from base 1 to 816 and encodes 271 amino acids. The transcript has 9 exons. Gene Ontology annotation, molecular function: CoA-ligase activity. Lineage: Eukaryota; Fungi; Basidiomycota; Agaricomycetes; Boletales; Suillaceae.